Molecule: messenger RNA, 234 nt
Organism: Phytophthora sojae
Lineage: Eukaryota; Oomycota; Peronosporomycetes; Peronosporales; Peronosporaceae
Exons: 2
Coding region: 1-234 (77 amino acids)
Source: RefSeq, a predicted model, not a curated record
AUGGUGCUGCUGAUCUGCGCGAUCAUUGGGGAAGUCAGCACACUCUCUAUCGUCAUUGACAAGAGUGUGACGAUGAAUCUCCUGAAAAAUGCGAUCAAGGCGAAAAUUGAAGACAUCGACGUUCCUGCACGCAGCUUGCAACUCUUUCUGGCAAAGAAGAACGGCGCGUGGCUUGAAUCCGACACCGAAGACAUCUCGAGCUCCAGGGCGAUGCUAGACUCCAAGAAGCGCUGA